Messenger RNA from Electrophorus electricus (electric eel), 1807 nucleotides. The record is from RefSeq and is a predicted model, not a curated record. NCBI's taxonomy places the organism in Eukaryota, Metazoa, Chordata, Actinopteri, Gymnotiformes, Gymnotidae.
UCCAGUGAGAUUAUAGAACUGAAAUAGAUUUACAAGCACAAACUGCUCAAGAAAAAAAAUCCAUGUGGCAUACUGUACAUAAAAAUGGAUUAGUUAGGCCAGAAUAAUCAUGUCAAAUCACGAGACUAGUGAUUUAGAGAUAAAUGUAAUUAACGUUAAUGGCUAAAAAUAGCAACAUCUAAUAAUAAGCAAGUUUGAAGAAAAUAAUAACCGUAACCCGAGCUCAAGUGCUGUAUUAUAUUCUGAGAAUAAAUUACGAUGCAUGUGUAUUAAAUGGAUUACGAUAAUGACUAGAGAAACAUGAACCACGUGAUCACAACCCACUGGUUUGUGAUGUACUGGUCCACUGCCUUAAAACCCAAUUACCAACUGAAAAGACUCUUGCCUACGCAUUUACCUUUCAACACAUAGUUUACAAAUAUGUCACGGAGAACAUAGAGGCUUCUGCAUAGCAGUGCACUGUCGGGCGCAGGAGCUGCAAAGCAAAAGUCAGCAAAGCGUUCACGUCGAUCGCCCUACAGUUCUGCGUGGCUAUUUCUCCCCCACCGUAAAGUCACAAUCACGGCAUCAGCGCUGAGCGUCAAACUCUGGGCCCUGUGGAACCCCCAGUUCGCUACCCGCUUUGCUUUCCUCCAUUCCGCAUAACGACAGUAAUUACCAGUAUUUUUGGCAUCGACUGAAGCCUCAUAUUUAUGAUUUGCACAGUGUGAAGACAUGAGAUGAAAUUUCAAAACUCAUUUCUAAGGGUAAUAACAUCCAAAUUUUGAGGAAGCGGUCAAACCCAACACUGGAAACAUGAAAAACAAAAAGAAGAAAGAACAGAAAUGCCACAUCUGCUUUCAGCAUUUCAAAAGAGAGAAGCUGAAUAAGCACAUGCAUAGCCGUUCACACCAUGAAGCAAUCGAGAGACUUAAGGGCGGCCAGCAAAGCCAUACGUGUUUGGCAUGUAAGGUGUCAGCACUGGGGCUUGAACAGUAUGUGACACACAUUUCUACCACUGAGCACCUAACCAACCUGGAUUUCCUUGAGGACAAUUGCAGAAAAAAUGGGAUUGCAGUGGAUUACAAUGAUGCUGAACUCAAUGCCAUUUGUGCUCUGAGAGACCAGAAGAGGCUUGUUUUAAAGCCUGGGUCCUCUACCAAAGGCCUGGGAACUUGAAGGUCCUACUUAGCUGUUGCCAGGACUACACUCUUUUGGACAGCCCUGAAUGCCCUGAUUAUCAUGGAAACCACUGUUGCCUUCACCUUCAACAUCUUUUCCAGCUCGUCUCUCAGCCCUUGGUAUUUUCUUCGAUACUUUCGUGUGAUCCUGGGUCCUGAUGUUGCAAUCACUUGGGAUCGCUACAUCUAUCACUACAGCCCUCUUCUGCUAUUUGUCCAUCACUACUAUGUCCGAUUGGUUAUUCAUUACCAUUUUGUCAGUCUGGAUCUGGAAGCCCUUUAGGAUCUUGGCUCGGUCAUUCCUCACCGCUUUUAUGGACAUGUCCCACUUUGACCUUGGAACUUCCAGCCUGUACUUGGCACAGAUGCUUCUGUAUACUAUGCCAGCCACUUGGUUGUGGCGUUCCAUGAGGGUAUAUGCAAAGGAUGUGAGAACUUUUACCAUGCGCUCGCCUUGCUAAGAUUUUCAUUUGCUUGAAUCAGUUGAAUACAUUUACUCUUGAGGUGGUCCGUGACUUAAUAAGAUGAUCCUGAUUAUUUUAUGUAGCUGAAUCCACAACCUGAAGGGCUGCUAAUAACACCUAAAAAUAGUCAUGCAACAUGAUCAGUUUGGCCCAUGUAAGCUGAAAGGUCCCCAUCUGUGGAAA